GGCCCCGACCAUCCUCUCAAGAAAAAAAAAAUCGGUCCGCAGUUGAAUCUAGUUGAUUAUCCCUGGGCUAUAGUCUAGUCCGUGCACAUUUUUUGGACUAGACCUAAUCAAAAAUGAUUUUACAAGAAACCUCCUCGUAAACUGCCACGUAGUAUUACACAGUGCAGGUAUUGGUUAAGCAGGGUUUGAAUAUCCAUUGAUGUGUGUAAUGCAGCCUUGUUUUAUUUACACCAUCCCAGCAGCUAUCUUAAUAAUUAAACUUUGUUCUGUGCAUCUUCGAGCAUGCACUUCCUAGCCUAUAGCCUAUAGAUCAUUUGAUUGAGACCACACUAAAUAGCCAGUUCGCAGUUGUAAAUGAGAACUUGUUCUCAACUGGCCUACCUGGUUAAAUAAAGGUGGAAUUUUUUUUAAAUCUAAAAAUAAUAUGAUAUUGAGCGCCCAGUAGAGAAUCAGAGAUGAGGGGCGGCAUCCGGCACACAUCUAUAUGUAGCCUAAUAAUCAACUCAUUAUAAAACACUCCGAAAUAUUGAAAUGUAAUUAAUGACAUGACCCUUCUUUCCCCUGGACUAGAUUUAAAUAAUACUAACCCCUCCCCUUGACUGAAAUUGAAAAAGCAUGACCCACCCCCAUAUUCCUACUGUAAAUACAGGUUUUUCAAGAGGCCCAAUAAUCACCUCUGUAGCAGCCUAGUUAUAAUAAUUUUAAUUGUGGUCUAACAUUAAUUACUGAUUAAAAUACUUGGGCAGCUUAUAGCUUACAGCUUAUAGCCAAAUCGGUUAGAUACAAAAUAUCUAGAAGGCCCUAGAAUGUAAGAGAACAUGAUGACAUGGGAUAAGACAAGUAAAGUAGUAUUGGUGUUGUACUUUAGGCUAAGUCAAGUCUAUAGAGGGCCUAUCUUUAUCUGCUGUUUGUCUUUCCUUUGGCCACCUCUGGCUGAAUGAGAUAACAUGUUGGCACAUUAAACAUUGGUGUGGGUCGACCCACAGAUCUAUACACACACUUUUGUUUAUAAGACAGACAAGUCAGAGAAGACAAGUGCAGCAUAGGUAAUGACCGUUGGAAUGGAGUUACCAAUGCCAUAGGCUAUUCACCAAUGACAUCAAGGGAUGGCAUUGCUCAUUCAUUCGUUGAGAAAAGGCAAACUGGAUAUGUGGAACGACAAUAAAAAGCAUCUUCUGCUCCAACUAUGACAGUGUGGGGGUCCAGAGUGAAGCGCUACAUGGGGCCUAACGUCUACACGGCGCCUCCAGAUGGUGGCUGGGGAUGGGUGGUGGCGGUCUCCUUCUUCCUGGUGGAAGUGUUCACCUACGGAGUCAUCAAGAGCUUGGGUAUCUUCCUCCAGGACCUGAUGGGGGAGUUUGGGGAGAGCAACAGCCGAGUCUCUUGGAUCAUCUCCAUCUGCGUCUUCACUAUGAGUUUCACUGCUCCUCUUGCUUCUAUAAUGACCAACCGAUUUGGGUUCCGGCCAGUUGUUAUGAUUGGUGGACUCCUCAUCUCCAUAGGAACCAUCGCCAGUGGCUUCACCAACUCCAUCAACGAGAUGUACAUCACCAUUGGACUCGUUGCAGGCCUGGGGUACUGUCUGACCUUCCUGCCCACCGUCACCCUACUGUCUCAGUACUUCUCCCAGCGACGUUCCCUGGUCACAGCUGUCGCCUCCACGGGAGAGUCCUUCUCUGUGUUCGCCCUCGCCCCAGCAUUCUCUGCUCUGAGGGACUGUAUCGGCUGGCGUUACACUCUGGUGGUGAUCGGAGCUCUGCAGGGCAUCAUCAUCAUCUGUGGAGUUUUGCUAAGACCAAUCUUCAUCAGACCUGGACCAGCCACUGAGACAGAGACAGGUGGACUGGCUGACCAAGAGCUGAAGGCUCUGAACACACAGGAGGAGUCCUACACUAAGGAGAGACUGUACACUAAGGACAUUUCAUAUGCUAAGGAUAGCUAUUACACACCGCAGAGUUCCUACUCUCAGGAGAACAAGCUGACUCAUUGUUACUCCCUGAGCUCUGAGUCUGAGGACUCUGGGGUCCAGUCCCUCCAUCACCAGGUCCUGGAUGAUGGUAGCAAGGCAGGGAUGGAAAGUCCUCUGAAUGGGAUAGAGGAGAAGGGAGAAAAGGAGGGAAAAGAGAGAAGAGAGAAGGAGGCUUCUUCACAGCUGUGCUUAGGAAGCAAGAAGGAGAUGGAGAAGGACGAAGAGCAGACAUGGACAGUAUCCGCCCAAAAGCCCAAACUCCUUGACUUCUCCGUGCUGAGAGAAGGCAGCUUCAUUUGCUAUGCUCUCUUUGGCCUCUUCGCCACAUUGGGUUUCUUUGCCCCUCAGCUCUACAUCAUUGAGCUGAGCGUGAGCCGUGGCGUGGAGCGUGACCGUGCAACCUACAUGCUCUCCGCCAUUGCGGUUGCAGAGAUCUUUGGUCGCCUCUCCAUUGGUUGGGUGCUAGGCAGGAAACUGUUUAGAGGCAGGAAGCCCUUGGUGCUGCUAGGAUGUGUAAUCCUGCUGUGCCUCGUGCUGGUGGCCUUUACCCUGGUGUGGGAGUUCUGGGGCCUGGCGAUAUGUUGUGGGUUCUAUGGUUUUUUCAUGGGCACUGUGUCAUCAACGCAUAUACCCAUGCUAGCAGAGAAAGAUGUGGUGGGCAUAGAGAGGAUGGCGUCGGCCGCGGGAGUCUAUGUGUUUAUACAGAGCUUCGCUGGGCUGGCCGGACCACCUCUAGGAGGUGUUCUGGUGGACCUGACUCAGGACUACGGCUCAGCUUUCUACUCCUGUGCAGUGGGUAUGGGUUUGGGAGCUGUGUUCCUGGGACUGGUACGACCAGCCAAGAGAGGCUUGCCCUGCUGCAGCAAGAGGGGGCCUCAAAAUUGCCCAGAACCAGGGAACCCUGUACCUCAGCGAGAGGGGAAGGAGGCCCAGGACAGAGAUAGUCUUCAGGACUUCCUAGAAGUUGACCUUGAUUUGGACCAGAAACAGGAAAUCAUUACUGAAAAAGGCCAACUGAUGACAAUCUCUACUUGAAAAGACAUCACACAGCUCAGAAGGAAACCCCAUAAGAGUCUGAACUGAAGUCUUGGCUAAGCUAGUGCUGAUUGAGACAAAUCAGACAAAUAUGUGAAUAAAGAAUGCCAUGGACGGAUAAGGAAUCUCUAUCGUGUGAUUUCAGAUCUGGUUUCGGGAGUCUGGAGAGGUUUCAUAUCUCCAGUCACUCACACUGAACAAAGGAAAGGGCAUACUAAACAUCCUGGAUGUAAGGGGUGAAAUUAGCACUACAAACCUUGUUGUAAACUGAGACAACAAUGUUAUUAUUGCUUCCCUGAAUAUCAAAACACUGUGUUUUAGCUCAUGGUACUGUUAGAGAGGAUAUACAAACAAUAUGUAGAGGCCAGUUAUUAGAUUAAAGUUGAUUCAACUUACAAUUGUAUCUCAUUUGGGAGUAAUGCUGAACAAACAUCCAUUCUCAAGUUGAAUUGUAUGCUCACUCAACUUUUAAUUUUAGGUUGAGUGAACAUACGCUGAACAAAAAUAUAAACGCAACAUGUAAAGUGUAAAGCCCAUGUUUCAUGAGCUGAAAUAAAAGAACUCCUAAAUUGUCCAUACGCACAAAAAGCUUAUUUCUCUAAAAUGUUGUGCACAAAUGUUUACAUUCCUAUUAGUGAAAAUUUCUCCUUUACCAAGAUAAUCCAUCCACCUGACAGGUGUGGCAUAACAAGAAGCUGAUUAAACAUCAUGAUCAUUACACAGGUGCACCCUGGGGACAAUAAAUGGCCACUCUAAAAUGUGC
Molecule: messenger RNA, 3767 nt
Organism: Oncorhynchus gorbuscha (pink salmon)
Lineage: Eukaryota; Metazoa; Chordata; Actinopteri; Salmoniformes; Salmonidae
Product: monocarboxylate transporter 7-like
Exons: 6
Coding region: 1187-3004 (605 amino acids)
Biological process (GO): monocarboxylic acid transport; transmembrane transport
Molecular function (GO): monocarboxylic acid transmembrane transporter activity
Source: RefSeq, a predicted model, not a curated record